Messenger RNA from Mucor velutinosus, 765 nucleotides. Its product is annotated as 40s ribosomal protein L44e. The coding region runs from base 1 to 765 and encodes 254 amino acids. The record is from RefSeq and is a predicted model, not a curated record. The transcript has a single exon. NCBI's taxonomy places the organism in Eukaryota, Fungi, Mucoromycota, Mucoromycetes, Mucorales, Mucoraceae.
AUGAACUCGACAUGGACAGAUCAUGAAAUGCUGGUCAUUACUUUACAACUGCAAAAGGAUGCAACACAGGGGCCUGGCGCCUACAAAUGCAAUCCCUUUUUGGCCAACAACCACAAGUUUCGUCGUGAAUUGGUGAUCUUCUUGCAAGGUCUACAGCCGCAAGUUGAGCUCAAGACAGCCACCCAAUCCCCUCAGGAGAUCUGGGACUGGAUCAAAGACGAGUUUAAGGAGCAUGUCCGACAAUUCCAACUGGAAGAAGUCAACUGGCGUAGAAAGGCACUGAAGACGUUACAAGCAAAACGGAAUCGGUGUAUGCGAGCAAAGAAGAACCGGGGACUGAUAUUUCAAGGGCUAGACACCAUCAACCAACAAAUUGGUGCGUUACAAGACUCUAUCGCCGAAAUUGAAGUCCUCAAAUUAGGGAAGUAUUGGAGAGAAAAUGGAGAGAAAAAUACUGGGUUCUUGAAGAAACUCACCGUAUCUAGACAGAAUCAACGUCAAUUGAAACAACUGAGGCAUCCAGUUACUCAAAAAUUGCAUUCUGAUCAAGGUACUAUGAGCGAGAUCGCUGGCAGCUUUUACACGAAUUUGUACACACCAACUCCACCCGAUGCCAGAUCAAUGCGGCUAUUGUUGGAUCAAAUCACACCUGACAUGCGACUUGACGGUGAACAGCAAUCACUCCUCGAACUACCAGUAGAGCUAGAUGAUUUGUUGUUUGAAUGUAAAAGAUCGCCUAAAUUUGCGUCUCUGAUGAAUUCGUAA